AAAGGCUGAUGGAUAUUUAAACACUAAAGGACCCAUAACUUCAGGAAACACGGUUCCUUCCACUUCCAAUUCUGAGAACUCCAAUCGAGGUUAUAUUUGCUGUAAUACCUAGCAAAAGAGUGCCCAGAUUCCACAAAAAUGUCCUUAUCAAACAAAUUAGCUAUCACUGACAUUGACCUUCACGGAAAGCGUGUUCUGAUUCGAGUUGAUUUUAAUGUGCCAUUGGACUCGCACAACAAUAUCACAAAUAACCAACGGAUUGUCGGCGCAUUGCCCACCAUCAAAUAUGCCAUUAACCAUGGGGCCAAAUCUAUUAUUUUGAUGUCUCACCUUGGUCGACCGGAUGGAAGACCGAAUGGCAAAUAUAGUCUGGCACCAGUUGCACCUGAGUUGGAAAAGCUCCUUGGCACGCCAGUCAAAUUUGUACAUGAAUGCGUCGGCAGGGAAGUUGAAGAAACCGUUUCCAGUGCAAAUAACGGACAAGUUAUCCUACUGGAAAACCUCCGCUUUCAUCCGGAAGAGGAAGGGAGCUACAAAGAUCAAGAGGGGAAAAAGGUUAAGGCUGAUAAAAACAAAGUCGAAGAGUUUCGCAAGGCAUUGACUGCAUUGGGAGACGUGUACAUCAACGAUGCUUUCGGGACAGCCCACCGAGCGCAUAGUUCUAUGGUUGGAAUCAACCUACCAGAAAAAGCGUCAGGUUUUCUGGUCAAGAAAGAACUUGAAUAUUUCGCGAAAGUCCUGGAAAAUCCACAGCGUCCCUUCUUGGCAAUUCUUGGAGGCGCUAAAGUUUCGGACAAAAUCCAAUUGAUCGACAACCUCCUCAGCAAAGUAAACAGCCUUAUUAUUUGCGGCGGGAUGGCAUUUACCUUCAAAAAGGUUCUCGACAACAUGAAGAUUGGGAACAGUCUAUUUGACGAGUCUGGCAGUAAGACUGUUAACCAGAUCAUGGAGAAGGCGAAGCAAAACAACGUGGAGGUUGUCCUCCCUGUGGACUUUGUCACUGGCGAUAAGUUUGCUGCUGAUGCUAAGGUUGGCUAUGCCACUGAUGCCGAUGGUAUUCCGGAAGGAUGGAUGGGUCUCGAUUGCGGUGAAAAGAGUGUGGAGCUAUUCAAAGCGGCGAUCAAUGAAGCCAAGACCAUUCUUUGGAACGGUCCUCCUGGUGUAUUCGAAAUGGACUCGUUCGCCAAUGCGACCAAAAAGACACUCGAUGCUACUGUGGCUAGCGCGCAAGAGGGUAAGGUAGUCAUCAUUGGUGGUGGAGACACCGCCACCGUCGCAGCGAAGUACGGUGUUGAAAACAAAUUAAGUCAUGUCUCAACUGGCGGAGGAGCAUCGUUGGAACUUCUCGAAGGCAAAGAACUGCCUGGGGUUUCUGCUCUGUCAAGUAAAUGAGUUUGCUUAUUUUCUAGCUUCUAAAGUCUAAGUUUCAUGUCCCAAAGGAAAUGAUUCGGGACUUCGUGGCCGAAACGGAAUGACUGAAGACCAGACUUUAGGCUUGCCGAAUAUUCGCAGUUCUGUACAGAAAUCCCUUUGACUUUUAAUUUCGCAUUAUCAAAUUUUUCGCGUGAGAACUCCCAUGGAUAACACAAAAUGAUGGGUGUUUGUUACAUGCCAUGCAGUGACUCUUGUGGACUCUUGUGUUAUGAAACACGCAGGAGAAUAUUGCAAAUCUAUCUCUCAAAUAG
This is a messenger RNA of Coccidioides posadasii C735 delta SOWgp, 1685 nucleotides long. RefSeq names its product phosphoglycerate kinase (gene PGK1). Gene Ontology annotation, biological process: gluconeogenesis; glycolytic process. Gene Ontology annotation, cellular component: cytosol. Lineage: Eukaryota; Fungi; Ascomycota; Eurotiomycetes; Onygenales; Onygenaceae. The record is from RefSeq and is a predicted model, not a curated record. Gene Ontology annotation, molecular function: phosphoglycerate kinase activity; ATP binding; ADP binding.